AUGGAACUAUUGUUUUCAGACGAUGGUUAUGGCAAACAAAUAUCGCCUCAAUAAGAGAAUUUUUCUAUUCAAACAGCAAAAGUAAAUAAUAUUCCGUCGUAUAGGCUAGUAGUUUUAUUUUUUAUUAAUCACAUUCCUAACGUAAAAAAAUAAUAUAUACAAGAUUCUCACCCCCCCCCCCUUUCAAAGGUCGGGUAUAUUUUUUGUUGAAAAAAUUAUUUUACGUAAUGAAAAUUAUGAUUUGUAAAAAAUUAUAUAUUUUGAUUUUUUUAAACUUUAUCUAAAAUUUAUUUAUCUCACUUAUUUUUGAUCUUUUAAAUAUGACUUAAUUUUUGAAGACUCAAAAUAAUUAUGACAAGUAUUAUGAUUUUGUUUAUUUAACCCAUUGUUAAACUUAUUUCACACUGAUUUUAUUUUUAAUAUUUUAAUUUAAAUAAAAUAUUUUAUAUUUUUAACCCGCUCUGUAUUGAUAAAAUUAUUUUUGUAUGUUUUAAAAAAAUUCUAUAAUUUUAUUAAACUUAGUUUACAUGAUUUAAUUUUUCAUUUUAAAUGAAACUAUUUUUUUAAGUAUUUGAGAUAAUUUAGACCUGCAUUAUGGUUUUGUUAAUUUAAUCAUUUGUUAUUUCAACUUGAUUUUAUUUUAGUUGUUUAAUUUAAGAAAUAUUAAAAUAAUUAUUAAUAAAUAAUUAAUGAGUAUUGAAAUGGUUAAUUCUUAAAAGUACUCUUAGUAGUUUUAUUUUUUUAUUAAUCACAUUCCUAACGUGAAAAUAUAAUAUAUAUAUAUAUAUAAUGUAUAAAUAGGUUUUGCAUGUUCAUUUAAGAAUUUUAAAAGACUAUUAAAUGAUAUAUCGGUUGAUCAUUAUAACACUUUCGUUUUCUCUUAAUAACAAAGAUGAGAUACUAUGUCACAUUUCACGUAUAAUACUAUUUUCCAAAUGAUGUUCAUACUCAAGCUGUCAAAUCAGCCCAAUAAUAUAAGGGAUUUGGUUUGACGUAACGAUUACCAAAUUUUGUAAUAAAAAUAUAUCAGAGAACUAUUCCCUUGUGGAUUGGAUUCAUGCAUAAAUUUUUUGUUGCAUCUAGAUCUUAAAUCUCUGUGCAUUUUAUAAGAAAAUUUACUCUUUUAGAUAAAUAUAUAUUCUGAAAUUGAUAAGAAAAUUGAAUUUUAAGACUGUUAUAAAUAUGAGUUUAAGAAUUGUAAAGUUAUUCAUUUACUUAAUAAUAUACAAACACUAAAACAUAUAUUUGACUUAGUUUUGCUCUUUACUUUCUUUGAGUUUAAUUCGCGUUUGUUCAUUUCCUUAUUGACGAUGUUUGUAACUGAAAAUUCACAAUUAUUUUUCUUAGAAUUUGACAAUUCCACAUUUAUGGUUGCGCAUAACGCUAGAUAUUUGUAUCGCAUGUAAAUAACAAUCACGAUUGGUCUAUAAUAAUAUGUAUAACCUAAAUCGGGUGUAAAUGAACAUUUACUUGCACACGAAGACGCUCCCAUCAGUUGAUUUAAAAGAGAAAUAUGUGUGUGGAUACUGGAGAAGCAUUUAUGAGUAGGGCCGUAGAUGAAAACAAUAUGAAUUGAAUAACUGGGGUUUUGUAAUUAAAUAGGAAAGCAGUAUGACUAAAUGAGGCACGACCCAUGCAUCUUACAUGUGCUCCACAUACCACUUCCGGGCCUUGCUUUCCCUAAAACUGAUUCAUCCCCAUGGUCAGUCCAUUCUCAUUGCAUUAAUUUCUUUCAGUGUCAUACUCAUGCCCCUAAACUAUGAAAAAUAAAAACAUAUUUUUCAUUAUUACUUACUUUGCUUCAACAUCCAAAAACUAUAAUAUCAUAAUGGUAACAUCACUACGGACCACUCUUGUGAGUAAAGUUAUGUUGAACGAUUAAAUACACAUCUAUACUAUUAAAGCAGAAUUCUUCUUAUGAUUAUACCCCUGACUUUUUUAAAAAAUUACAAAACAUACCAUUACUUUUUAAAAUAUCUUUAAUGAUUUACAGAAAUUUAAAGCCCAUUGGAUAGGUCCAAAAUUGAAUUAUUGUUAACCCAUUAAGCCAUUUUGGUUAAAAUAUAUUUAGUGAAAAUCAUUAAAAAGAUUAUUUUAUUUUUUAUACAGAGAUUAUACAUUUAAGAGAUAAACAAAUAUAUUAACCCAUUAUGCCAAUUUGUGUAAAAUAUCUAUAUUUAAAAUCAUAAAAAGCAUGUUUUAUUUUUAUUGAGAUUAUACAUUUAAGAAAUAAACAAAUUAAUAUAUGUGAUAUAUUUAAUAAUUAAAAAACAACGGAUUUGCAGUCCUAUAUGUGUAAACACAAUUUUACUAAUAACAAAUAAAUUACAUUACAAUUUAUAAAAAUAAAAACCAUAUUAGAUAAUAAACUAUUCAAACACAUACUCGCACUAAUUAGAAUUAUAAUUUAUAAAAAUAAAACUAUAUUAGAGAAUAAAAUAUUGAAACACAUCUAAUUAGAAAUAAUAUUAAAAUUUGAAAAUGACAUUUUAAUAGAUAGAAUACCCGCCCUUUACCCUUUUAAAGGGCGGGUCAGUAUCUAGUAUUCAGUUAUAACUAAAUACAUUUUGGGGGGUCAAAGUUGUUAUCAAAUACUUAAGUUAGUGGUUAAACAGGCGAGAAAAACGACAUCUAGAUUAUAUAUAAACAAACUUGUAGUCAUUUGUCAAGAGAGAAUGCUCAUACUCUUCACAGGUAUGGGAAGCUCUCAUGAAGCGUGUUCUGAACGAUCAAUACACGGACCGCUGGAAAAGGAUUACUCGACUUAUAACUGACUCGAGUUGGGAUAAAGUUAAGCUAUUCACUGUGAGAUAUGCCAUUUAGUUAACAGUUCAUACACUUUGGAGGAAGAUGAACAAGAGGAGACAUGGGGAAUCUGCUGUUACCGCACCAGUUUUGGUUCAGAGGUUGGAUAAGGCUAUGAGAAAUCAGUUUAGUGUUAUCCGUAGGAGGGGUGAUAGAGAUUAUGAAGAUUGUAUGGCCAUGUGGUUUGAGUCAAGAGAGUUGGGAUAGAACCUUAUUUUUUAUCCUUAUUAUUUUUUACAAUUUCAAAAAUAUGAUAUGAAAAGUUGUAAAAGAUAUUUUUUCUUUUGAAUUAAAUUUAACAUUCAAUUCAAAAAAAAAAAAAAAGAAGACGCAAGGCAGAUGGUCUCGAAGAAAUACUAACAUAAUUCUCAGCCACAAAAAAAAGAGUAGUAUGCGCAGCUACAUAUGAUUGAUGAUAAUCCUCUUAAGUGACGCUACUUUUUCAAGCAAUUAGAGUAGCUCCCCCUAUUCGUAACAUCAGCUACUUACAAGUUAUGUGCUAAGAUAAAAAUUACUAGAUACACAUGGUAACUACAAUAAUGCACAUCCUCCUCAUCGUACACAUGCUAAUCAUCGACCUGAAGGGACACCAAUUGCAUACGCCGUAAGCUGAGGAGAGAACUAAAACUGGAGGAUCCGCUAGAUACUUCGUUGGAUAGGAGAUCAUCACCAUUCACCAACGUGAUUCAUAUUGUCAAAAACUGUCAAAGCACGUUAUGUAACUCUGCUUUGUUUUGGUACUAGGAACUAAUUACUCUGCGCAAGGGUGUAAUUUGUUUAUUAUUAUUAUUUGUUGUAAAAUGGCUUGUUUUUAAUAUUUUAUACUGGUUUAAUAUACUAAAAUUAAUAUCAAUGAUGUAUUUCAUAUAAAAAUAGUUUCAUUGAAAUUGUAUGAUAAUUUUUUAUUUUUUAAAAUAUAGUUCUUACGAGUACACAUUAUCAUCAAUGUCUUUAAGCAAAUCUGGCUUGAUCUUAAUAUUCCAAUUUCAACCGAUAGUUCCAAUAAAGAUAAAUCAUAUACUAUUAUCUAUUUACCCUAGUUAAUCUCUAAUAUAAGUAAAUAUAAUUCUAGAAUAAUGACACUAGCUAUUUUAUCAUAUGCAUGGUUACAAAUAUAGCUAGAGCCUAGAGUCUUACACUCAGGGCCGUGCUUGACUUUUAUGGCCCCCCAAGCACAAAAUAUACUUUUGGGCUUUUGAAGUUUUGAUGACUUAUUUUUAAAAAAUAUUAAAAUUUAUGGGAAAGAGAAAUCGAACCCAAGCAUGUGUUUAAAGAUCUUUGUAGCAUCGAAUUGGACAAAAAUUAGUAGAACUAACUACACUUUGGUAAAAAAAAUUAAUCCUUAAAUUACUUAUAUACAUCAGGAUUCCAAACAUGUGUUUGGUCAGCCUAUAGUCAAGCACGGUAUGCUUACACUUGUAUAAUGGUGUCAGUGAAUUUCUGUAGAUUAUACGCCUAUUAAUAAGAUUAACUCUAUUUUCUUAAGUUCUAACUGUUUGAAAUUACAUUAUAAUUGAUAGUUUUAACAAAAUUUAGCAAUUUUUAGUCUUUAGUGAUUUUAAAAUAAUAACAUAGACGAACAUAUUAAAAAGAGAAUGAAAACAGGUGUUCACAUAUAUUGACAAAGUUCAAAAAUUUAAGCUUAGAUAAAUAUAUUAUACGUAUUAUAAGAAAUCGGUUGAAUAAUUUUAUUGUGUGUUUGGAAACAAAAUGUGAAUAUUUCCAUUAAAAUACAAAAUAGAGAAAAGUAAAUGUAAUGGAUCUUUAAAUACAAAAAUUAAAACUGGAGUUUCUAUUUUUAAAUUCAAAACAAAAAGAUAAGUAAAUGCAACUUGCUUAAUCUUGGUUUGCAGAUUCACAAACAACUAACCCUUGGAGUUAUGUCUCCUAACACAAGAUGACAUAUUCAUCAUUUAAACAUUUUUUAAAAGAGAAAGUGUAAACUGAAACGGACAGAAGUUAAGAUAAAUUGCCAAAUAGUGAGAUUAAUUGAUCAUUUGAAAUGAUAUAUGAACGGAAAUGGAAAGCAGAAAAGUAAUUAGCCGUAAAUCUUGAGUGAAUCUCCUUUAAAGAAUCGAAGGCAUAAAGGCAAAAAAUACUCUAAAUAAGCCGUUUACUUGAAUGUACUUGCUAAACUUGGGAUUCUCUACCAUAAUUAUGAAGAUUUUCAGACAUUAAUGAUUUACCCUAAUGAAGAAUAAAUAGAACCAACUCGUUUUCCUCUCACAUCUCAUUAUUCACAAACAAACACAAACCUCAAAAGAAAACUUAUUUUGUUCCUCUGACCAUGGAACUCAACCUCACUACAUCAUGUUCCUCCAACAGUAUCUCAUCGUCUUCGAAUGAGAUGGGGUUUUCAACCGAUUCCAAAGGGAAAAUGAAAGAGAAGAUUGCGAUUGAGCCAGAGUUUCGCUUCUUGUUAAACAAAGACAGCAUAAGAAACUCUAGUUUCGGAGUGUUAGAAGAGGCAGAAGGGAUGAAGAACGAGGCUAAAGCGAGGGUGUUUGGUUGCACCUUCUGCGAGAAAGAGUUCUCUACGUCUCAAGCCUUAGGAGGACACCAGAACGCUCACAAGCAAGAGCGAUCAUUGGCCAAAAGGCAUAAAGAGAUGGAUAUGAACGAUCCUGGGCUCUCCUUCUACAGCCAGUACCCACCAAGUGGUGAUUUCUUCAGCAGUAGCAACCGCUCGCAGUAUGGUCUUGGGGUUCGUUACAAUCCCAACAUUGGUAAAUCGAAGACUUAUCCCUUCAACAUCUUCCGAUGUCGAUUAGGAUAUAGAGAGCAUAACAUAAAUUCCCAUAUCCCUCUCCUGUCUCACCUCUCGUGCCAAAACACUGACGUUUUUUCCAAAAAUUUGAUUUCAAACCUAGAAGGCAGCAUUCAUAUGAUUAAGGAGGAACAAGGCCGGAAACAAGAACAAGCAGAGACUGAUACCUGCAAGGAUACUGAGAUAGACUUGUCUCUGAAGCUGUAGAUUGCUUUCAUAUAUUUUCUUUUUCUUUUAUUAGUUGUUUUUUUUUAAAAUUAUUCAUUGUGUUUUUAAUCAUAAUGUUAGCUCAUAUAAUUUGAUUUGCGUGGCCUUCUAUUUGAUCAUACCGAAAAAGUAUUCUCUGUAUUUAUGCUAACUUCUAAAUUUCAGAACUUAAACCUUAAUUUUUAAUUAGAUUUAUUGGAAUUGAUUGAUAAUAAGAACAACUCACAAAGAUUCUCAAAACAUUAAAAUAAAAUAAAAUUAAUAAAAUAUUAUAUUGAGUAUCUCGAAAAAACAUGAGGGUUCUUUCUCAAAAUUUCGUCAAUUCAACAUAUAAAGAUAGGUUUCAGCUUGUUUUCAGUUUACUAACUAUGAUAAUAUCCGCGCCUUGCAAUAAAUUUGUUAUUUUUAUUAUGUUUUGGAAAAUGAAACAAUAGUUGGGGUUCAUUUGGAUUAGGGAUGUUUAAUCCGGAUAUCGGAUUUCGAUUCGGUUCGAUUUUUUGGUAUUUUGAUUAUUAAAAUAUAACUACUAUUCUAAAUCCAUAUUUACUUCGGUUCGAUUUGGUUUAUAUACCAUUGGUUUUCAGUUUAUUCAGUUUUAUACCAAAAAACAUAAUUAUUUAGUUUGAGAUUAUAUUAUAUAUUAUACGAAUUUUAGGGUCAUAUUGUCAAAAAGUCAUUUAUUAAAAAAAUAUUAUAUAUUUAAAUAAAAGAAUAAAAAACAAAAAAGGCUUCUAUCAUCUAAUAAAAUGAUCAAAUCUAGAAUUAAUAUCAAAGCUCUAAAUUUUGAAAAAAAAAAACAGAAGCAUGAAAGAAAUUUUUUUAUAUUCUUCCAUAUUUAGUGUUCAUCAAAUUAAUAUGUCUUCGAUUGAACACAACUCUGUUUGUAUAAAGAGAAAAAAAAAGUUGUAAAGAAUUUCAACUAAUUGUUGUCCAUCAAAUUUAUAAUCUUUACUUCAAUUUAGUUACUGUUAAAAUAAAGCAAAAAGAUCCAAAAAAAAA
Brassica rapa (field mustard) is the source of this 6778-nucleotide messenger RNA. Its product is annotated as zinc finger protein 1. Gene Ontology annotation, biological process: negative regulation of abscisic acid-activated signaling pathway. The record is from RefSeq and is a predicted model, not a curated record. Lineage: Eukaryota; Viridiplantae; Streptophyta; Magnoliopsida; Brassicales; Brassicaceae.